UCAACGUUCUAGCGCUGCACAACAAAGCGCUACUGCGUUGUGUUUUUCGUUUAAUUAGCGUUCCGUUUCGACCCAGGGGUGGUGGUGCGGUGUACAAAUGAGAAAACAUUAACGUUUUGUUUUGCCGUUAUCUCAAUGAAGUCAUGUAGUUGUUGACUGGCUCGGCGCCGAUUUAAUUUGUCAGGACACUUAGCAGCUAGCUUAGGCUAGCUGUUCGUAUGUUAGCCACGCCAACUUUGUUUCAUUGCAGUCGUGUUUAGUUUGCCACUACACUACUACCACGAUUCUGCUGUUAAAUCUACACAUUAAAGACCGGGACGAAUAAGAGCUUUAGAGGAUGCUGGCGACUGGAGCAGCAGUGACCAAUGUCACAGCUCUGGCCCAGGUGGACAGGGAGAAGAUCUAUCAGUGGAUCAAUGAAUUAUCCAGUCCAGAAACCAGAGAGAAUGCCUUGCUUGAACUAAGCAAGAAACGCGAGUCGGUGCCAGACCUUGCUCCAAUGCUCUGGCACUCUUGUGGCACCAUUGCUGCUCUGUUGCAGGAAAUAGUGAACAUCUAUCCGUCUAUAAACCCGCCCACACUUACAGCUCACCAAUCUAAUAGAGUUUGCAAUGCCUUGGCACUUCUGCAGUGUGUCGCCUCGCACCCUGAAACACGGUCGGCCUUUCUUGCUGCUCAUAUCCCUCUUUUCCUUUACCCUUUUCUGCACACUGUGAGCAAAACACGUCCAUUUGAGUACCUGCGACUCACCAGCCUUGGAGUUAUAGGUGCCUUGGUCAAAACAGAUGAACAAGAAGUGAUUAACUUCCUCCUCACAACUGAAAUCAUCCCGCUGUGUCUCCGUAUCAUGGAAUCAGGCAGUGAACUCUCCAAGACGGUUGCUACUUUUAUACUGCAGAAGAUUCUCCUGGAUGACACAGGGCUGGCCUACAUUUGUCAGACUUAUGAACGUUUCUCCCACGUGGCCAUGAUCCUUGGCAAAAUGGUGUUGCAGCUCUCGAAAGAACCAUCAGCACGUCUGCUGAAGCACGUUGUUCGCUGCUACCUACGUCUCUCAGAUAAUCUCAGAGCCAGAGAAGCCCUGCGUCAGUGUCUGCCUGACCAGCUCAAAGACAGCACCUUUGCUCAGGUGCUGAAGGACGACACCACCACCAAGCGCUGGCUGGCCCAGCUGGUCAAGAACCUGCAGGAAGGUCAAGUCACCGAUGCUCGAGGCAUCCCACUGGCUCCACAGUGAAAGUGUGCGCUGACAGACGACACAGAAGGACUGUGCACAAGUCGCGGAGUCUAGAUUUAGGUUUUUUUUGCCAAAUGUGGUGCUAUAGCAAAACAACUGUCGUCAAAGUAAAGGGACUUAAAAAAAGACACGUGCGGCUACUAUCAAAAGAGAUUUUUUUUUUAAAAAGAGCCUGGUAGUAAAUGGCUGGAUUCUGAAAGCCAGUUCUGAAAUCAUUGAUGAUGUUGGUAUUUGACUUAUAUUUGUGUUUGACAUAAAAUUCUUUUGGCAAGAGCCCUCAAAUUUUGUUUCCUUUACAGUUGAACAAAAUCUUCUCUAUCAAAAACUAUUCUCUACUGUGUAACAUGUGAGUGUCACCGGGAGAACCAAUCUCUGCUGCUGCUGCUGCUGCUGCUGCUGCUGCUGCUGCUGCUGCUUAGGUGAGCUACAACAAAACAGACUAGGAAAUGGACCAGUGUACAUUUAAAAUUCAGCCUUUACUCAGUUUUUUUGUAUUAGUCACACUUCAUGCCUCAGUGUCAUUGAUAAAUGUCAAGUCAGCUCUUUUCACUUCAUGUUCUUGUUCUAGUUUCGAAUAAGACUUUUUAAUCUUC
Messenger RNA from Solea solea (common sole), 1830 nucleotides. It is a transcript of the gene cnot9, whose product is annotated as CCR4-NOT transcription complex subunit 9. The transcript is spliced from 8 exons. Gene Ontology annotation, biological process: negative regulation of translation; mRNA catabolic process. Lineage: Eukaryota; Metazoa; Chordata; Actinopteri; Pleuronectiformes; Soleidae. Gene Ontology annotation, cellular component: CCR4-NOT complex; CCR4-NOT core complex; P-body. The record is from RefSeq and is a predicted model, not a curated record. Bases 338 to 1237 code for a protein of 299 amino acids.